Messenger RNA from Mesorhabditis spiculigera, 8688 nucleotides. The record is from the annotation of a GenBank genome assembly. Lineage: Eukaryota; Metazoa; Nematoda; Chromadorea; Rhabditida; Rhabditidae.
AUGCCGACGACCACUUGGAUGCCGUCGACGAGUGAGAAUCCGACAACCGAACUGCACACGACCGAAGGAACGACCAUCGGAACCUCUGAGACCACGGGUCAGCCGAGUUCGACGAUUGUACCUUCAUCCACAAUGCCGACGACCACUUGGAUGCCUUCGACGAGUGAGAAUCCGACGACCGAACUGCACACAACCGAAGGAACGACCAUCGGAACCUCUGAGACCACGGGUCAGCCGAGUUCGACGAUUGUACCUUCAUCCACAAUGCCGACGACCACUUGGAUGCCUUCGACGAGUGAGAAUCCGACGACCGAACUGCACACGACAGAAGGAACGACCAUCGGAACGUCUGAGACCACGGAUCAGCCGAGUUCGACGAUUGUACCUUCGUCCACAAUGCCGACGACCACUUCGAUGCCUUCGACGAGUGAGAAUCCGACAACCGAACUGUACACGACCGAAGGAACGACUAUCGGAACCUCUGAGACCACGGGUCAGCCGAGUUCGACGAUUGUACCUUCAUCCACAAUGCCGACGACCACUUGGAUGCCUUCGACGAGUGAGAAUCCGACGACCGAACUGCACACAACCGGAGGAACGACCAUCGGAACCUCUGAGACCACCGGUCAGCCGAGUUCGACGAUUGUACCUUCAUCCACAAUGCCGACGACCACUUGGAUGCCUUCGACGAGUGAGAAUCCGACGACCGAACUGCACACGUCAGAAGGAACGACCAUCGGAACGUCUGAGACCACGGAUCAGCCGAGUUCGACGAUUGUACCUUCGUCCACAAUGACGCCGACCACUUGGAUGCCUUCGACGAGUGAGAGUCCGACAACCGAACUGUACACGACCGAAGGAACGACUAUCGGAACCUCUGAGACCACGGGUCAGUCGAGUUCGACGAUUGUAACAUCCACAAUGUCGACGACCACUUGGAUGCCGUCGACGAGUGAGAAUCCGACAACCGAACUGUACACGACCGAAGGAACGACUAUCGGAACCUCUGAGACCACGGGUCAGCCGAGUUCGACGAUUGUACCUUCAUCCACAAUGCCGACGACCACUUGGAUGCCUUCGACGAGUGAGAAUCCGACGACCGAACUGCACACGACAGAAGGAACGACCAUCGGAACGUCUGAGACCACGGAUCAGCCGAGUUCGACGAUUGUACCUUCGUCCACAAUGACGCCGACCACUUGGAUGCCUUCGACGAGUGAGAGUCCGACCACCGAACUGUACACGACCGAAGGAACGACCAUCGGAACCUCUGAGACCACGGGUCAGUCGAGUUCGACGAUUGUAACAUUCACAAUGUCGACGACCACUUGGAUGCCGUCGACGAGUGAGAAUCCGACAACCGAACUGUACACGACCGAAGGAACGACUAUCGGAACCUCUGAGACCACGGGUCAGCCGAGUUCGACGAUUGUACCUUCAUCCACAAUGCCGACGACCACUUGGAUGCCUUCGACGAGUGAGAAUCCGACGACCGAACUGCACACAACCGAAGGAACGACCAUCGGAACCUCUGAGACCACGGGUCAGCCGAGUUCGACGAUUGUACCUUCGUCCACAAUGCCGACGACCACUUCGAUGCUUUCGACGAGUGAGAGUCCGACAACCGAACUGUACACGACCGAAGGAACGACUAUCGGAACAUCUGAGACGACGGGUCAGUUGAGUUCGACGAUUGUAACAUCCAGAAUGUCGACGACCACUUGGAUGCCUUCGACGAGUGAGAAUCCGACGACCGAACUGCACACGACAGAAGGAACGACCAUCGGAACCUCUGAGACCACAGGUCAGCCGAGUUCGACGAUUGUACCUUCAUCCACAAUGCCGACGACCACUUGGAUGCCGUCGACGAGUGAGAAUCCGACAACCGAACUGUACACGACCGAAGGAACGACUAUCGGAACCUCUGAGACCACGGGUCAGCCGAGUUCGACGAUUGUACCUUCGUCCACAAUGCCGACGACCACUUGGAUGCCUUCGACGAUUGACAAUCCGACGACCGAACCGCACACGACAGAAGGAACGACCAUCGGAACCUCUGAGACUACGGGUCAGCCGAGUUCGACGAUUGUACCUUCGUCCACAAUGCCGACGACCACUUGGAUGCCUUCGACAAGUGAGAAUCCGACGACCGAACCGCACACGACAGUAGGAACGACCAUCGGAACCUCUGAGACUACGGGUCAGCCGAGUUCGACGAUUGUACCUUCGUCCACAAUGCCGACGACCACUUGGAUGCCUUCGACAAGUGAUAGUCCGACAACCGAACUGUACACGACCGAAGGAACGACUAUCGGAACCUCUGAGACGACGGGUCAGUUGAGUUCGACGAUUGUAACAUCCAGAAUGUCGACGACCACUUGGAUGCCUUCGACGAGUGAUAAUCCGACGACCGAACUGUACACGACAGAAGGAACGACCAUCGGAACCUCUGAGACCACGGGUCAGCCGAAUUCGACGAUUGUACCUUCAUCCACAAUGCUUACGACCACUUGGAUGCCUUCGACGAGUGAGAAUCCGACAACCGAACUGUACACGACCGAAGGAACGACUAUCGGAACCUCUGAGACCACGGGUCGGCCGAGUUCGACGAUUGUACCUUCAUCCACAAUGCCGACGACCACUUGGAUGCCUUCGACGAGUGAGAGUCCGACAACCGAACCGCACACGACGGUAGGAACGACCAUCGGAACCUCUGAGACUACGGGUCAGCCGAGUUCGACGAUUGUACCUUCGUCCACAAUGCCGACGACCACUUGGAUGCCUUCGACGAGUGAGAGUCCGACAACCGAACUGUACACGACCGAAGGAACGACUAUCGGAACCUCUGAGACGACGGGUCAGUUGAGUUCGACGAUUGUAACAUCCAGAAUGUCGACGACCACUUGGAUGCCUUCGACGAGUGACAAUCCGACGACCGAACUGUACACGACAGAAGGAACGACCAUCGGAACCUCUGAGACCACGGGUCAGCCGAAUUCGACGAUUGUACCUUCAUCCACAAUGCCGACGACCACUUGGAUGCCUUCGACGAGUGAGAAUCCGACAACCGAACUGUACACGACCGAAGGAACGACUAUCGGAACCUCUGAGACGACGGGUCAGUUGAGUUCGACGAUUGUAACAUCCAGAAUGUCGACGACCACUUGGUUGCCUUCGACGAGUGACAAUCCGACGACCGAACUGCACACGACAGCAGGAACGACCAUCGGAACCUCUGAGACCACAGGUCAGCCGGGUUCGACGAUUGUACCUUCAUCCACAAUGCCGACGACCACUUGGAUGCCGUCGACGAGUGAGAAUCCGACAACCGAACUGUACACGACCGAAGGAACGACUAUCGGAACCUCUGAGACCACGGGUCAGCCGAGUUCGACGAUUGUACCUUCGUCCACAAUGCCGACGACCACUUGGAUGCCUUCGACGAGCGAGAAUCCGACGACCGAACUGCACACGACAGAAGGAACGACCAUCGGAACGUCUGAGACCACGGAUCAGCCGAGUUCGACGAUUGUACCUUCGUCCACAAUGCCGACGACCACUUCGAUGCCUUCGACGAGUGAGAGUCCGACAACCGAACUGUACACGACCGAAGGAACGACUAUCGGAAUCUCUGAGACGACGGGUCAGUUGAGUUCGACGAUUGUAACAUCCAGAAUGUCGACGACCACUUGGAUGCCUUCGACGAGUGAGAAUCCGACGACCGAACUGCACACGACAGAAGGAACGACCAUCGGAACCUCUGAGACCACAGGUCAGCCGAGUUCGACGAUUGUACCUUCAUCCACAAUGCCGACCACCACUUGGAUGCCGUCGACGAGUGAGAAUCCGACGACCGAACCGCACACGACAGAAGGAACGACCAUCGGAACCUCUGAGACUACGGGUCAGCCGAGUUCGACGAUUGUACCUUCGUCCACAAUGCCGACGACCACUUGGAUGCCUUCGACGAUUGACAAUCCGACGACCGAACCGCACACGACAGAAGGAACGACCAUCGGAACCUCUGAGACUACGGGUCAGCCGAGUUCGACGAUUGUACCUUCGUCCACAAUGCCGACGACCACUUGGAUGCCUUCGACAAGUGAGAAUCCGACGACCGAACCGCACACGACAGUAGGAACGACCAUCGGAACCUCUGAGACUACGGGUCAGCCGAGUUCGACGAUUGUACCUUCGUCCACAAUGCCGACGACCACUUGGAUGCCUUCGACGAGCGACAAUCCGACGACCGAACUGCACACGACAGAAGGAACGACCAUCGGAACCUCUGAGACCACGGGUCAGCCGAGUUCGACGAUUGUACCUUCAUCCACAAUGCCGACGACCACUUGGAUGCCUUCGACGAGUGAGAAUCCGACAACCGAACUGUACACGACCGAAGGAACGACCAUGGGAACCUCUGAGACCACGGGUCAGCCAAGUUCGACGAUUGUACCUUCAUCCACAAUGGCGACGACCACUUGGAUGCCUUCGACGAGUGAGAAUCCGACGACCGAACUGCACACGACAGAAGGAACGACCAUCGGAACCUCUGAGACCACGGGUCAGGCGAGUUCGACGAUUGCACCUUCGUCCACAAUGCCGACGACCACUUGGAUGCCUUCGACGAGCGACAAUCCGACGACCGAACUGCACACGACAGAAGGAACGACCAUCGGAACCUCUGAGACCACGGGUCAGCCGAGUUCGACAAUUGUACCUUCAUCCACAAUGCCGACGACCACUUGGAUGCCUUCGACGAGUGAGAAUCCGACAACCGAACUGUACACGACCGAAGGAACGACUAUCGGAACCUCUGAGACCACGGGUCAGCCGAGUUCGACGAUUGUACCUUCAUCCACAAUGCCGACGACCACUUGGAUGCCUUCGACGAGUGAGAAUCCGACGACCGAACCGCACACGACAGAAGGAACGACCAUCGGAACCUCUGAGACCACGGGUCAGCCAAGUUCGACGAUUGUACCUUCAUCCACAAUGCCGACGACCACUUGGAUGCCUUCGACGAGUGACAAUCCGACGACCGAACUGCACACGACAGAAGGAACGACCAUCGGAACCUCUGAGACCACGGGUCAGCCAAGUUCGACGAUUGUACCUUCAUCCACAAUGCCGACGACCACUUGGAUGCCUUCGACGAGUGAGAAUCCGACAACCGAACUGUACACGACCGAAGGAACGACUAUCGAAACCUCUGAGACCACGGGUCGGCCGAGUUCGACGAUUGUACCUUCAUCCACAAUGCCGACGACCACUUGGAUGCCUUCGACAAGUGAGAAUCCGACGACCGAACCGCACACGACAGAAGGAACGACCAUCGGAACCUCUGAGACCACGGGUCAGCCAAGUUCGACGAUUGUACCUUCAUCCACAAUGCCGACGACCACUUGGAUGCCUUCGACGAGUGACAAUCCGACGACCGAACUGCACACGACAGAAGGAACGACCAUCGGAACCUCUGAGACCACGGGUCAGCCAAGUUCGACGAUUGUACCUUCAUCCACAAUGCCGACGACCACUUGGAUGCCUUCGACGAGUGAGAAUCCGACAACCGAACUGUACACGACCGAAGGAACGACUAUCGAAACCUCUGAGACCACGGGUCGGCCGAGUUCGACGAUUGUACCUUCAUCCACAAUGCCGACGACCACUUGGAUGCCUUCGACAAGUGAGAAUCCGACGACCGAACCGCACACGACAGAAGGAACGACCAUCGGAACCUCUGAGACCACGGGUCAGCCGAGUUCGACGAUGGUACCUUCAUCCACAAUGCCGACGACCACUUGGAUGCCUUCGACGAGUGAGAAUGCGACAACCGAACUGUACACGACCGAAGGAACGACUAUCGGAACCUCUGAGACCACGGGUCAGCUUAGUUCGACGAUUGUACCUUCAUCCACAAUGCCGACGACCACUUGGAUGCCUUCAACGAGUGAGAAUCCGACAACCGAACUGUACACGACCGAAGGAACGACUAUCGGAACCUCUGAGACCACGGGUCAGCCGAGUUCGACGAUUGUACCUUCAUCCACAAUGUCGAGGACCACUUGGAUGCCUUCGACGAGUGACAAUCCGACGACCGAACUGCACACGACCGAAGGAACGACCAUUGGAAUCUCUGAGACCACGGGUCAGCCAAGUUCGACGAUUGUACCUUCAUCCACAAUGCCGACGACCACUUGGAUGCCUUCGACGAGUGAGAAUCCGACAACCGAACUGUACACGACCGAAGGAACGACCAUCGGAACCUCUGAGACCACCGGUCAGCCGAGUUCGACGAUUGUACCUUCAUCCACAAUGCCGACGACCACUUGGAUGCCUUCGACGAGUGAGAAUCCGACAACCGAAAUGUACACGACAGAAGGUACGGCCAUCGGAACCUCUGAGACCACGGGUCAGCCGAGUUCGACGAUUGUACCUUCAUCUACAAUGGCGACGACCACUUGGAUGCCUUCGACGAGUGAGAAUCCGACGACCGAACUGCACACGACAGAAGGAACGACCAUCGGAACCUCUGAGAGCACGGGUCAGCCAAGUUCGACAAUUGUACCUUCAUCCACAAUGGCGACGACCACUUGGAUGCCUUCGACGAGUGAGAAUCCGACGACCGAACUGCACACGACAGAAGGAACGACCAUCGGAACCUCUGAGACCACGGGUCAGCCGAGUUCGACGAUUGUACCUUCAUCCACAAUGCCGACGACCACUUGGUUGCCUUCGACGAGUGAGAAUCCGACAACCGAAAUGUACACGACAGAAGGAACGACCAUCGGAACCUCUGAGACCGCGGGUCAGCCGAGUUCGACGAUUGUACCUUCGUCCACAAUGCCGACGACCACUUGGAUGCCUUCGAUGAGUGAGAAUCCGACGACCGAACUGUACACGACAGAAGGAACGACCAUCGGAACCUCUGAGACCACGGGUCAGCCGAGUUCGACGAUUGUACUUUCGUCCACAAUGCCGACGACCACUUGGAUGCCUUCGAUGAGUGAGAAUCCGACGACCGAACUGUACACGACAGAAGGAACGACCAUCGGAACCUCUGAGACCACGGGUCAGCCGAGUUCGACGAUUGUAACUUCAUCCAUAAUGCCGACGACCACUUGGAUGCCUUCGACGAGUGAGAAUCCGACGACCGAACCGCACACGACAGAAGGAACGACCAUCGGAGCUUUUGAGACCACGGGUCAGCCGGGUUCGACGAUUGUACCUUCAUCCACAAUGCCGACGACCACUUGGAUGCCUUCGACGAGUGACAAUCCGACGACCGAACUGCACACGACAGAAGGAACGACCAUCGGAACCUCUGAGACCACGGGUCAGCCAAGUUCGACGAUUGUACCUUCAUCCACAAUGGCGACAACCACUUGGAUGCCUUCGACGAGUGAGAAUCCGACGACCGAACUGCACACGACAGAAGGAACGACCAUCGGAACGUCUGAGACCACGGGUCAGCCGAGUUCGACGAUUGUACCUUCAUCCACAAUGCCGACGACCACUUGGAUGCCUUCGACGAGUGACAAUCCGACGACCGAACUGUACACGACAGAAGGAACGACUAUCGGAACCUCUGAGACCACGGGUCAGCCAAGUUCGACGAUUGUACCUUCGUCCACAAUGCCGACGACCACUUGGAUGCCUUCGACGAGUGAGAAUCCGACGACCGAACUGUACACGACAGAAGGAACGACCAUCGGAACCUCUGAGACCACGGGUCAGCCGAGUUCGACGAUUGUAACUUCAUCCAUAAUGCCGACGACCACUUGGAUGCCUUCGACGAGUGAGAAUCCGACGACCGAACCGCACACGACAGAAGGAACGACCAUCGGAGCUUUUGAGACCACGGGUCAGCCGGGUUCGACGAUUGUACCUUCAUCCACAAUGCCGACGACCACUUGGAUGCCUUCGACGAGUGACAAUCCGACGACCGAACUGCACACGACAGAAGGAACGACCAUCGGAACCUCUGAGACCACGGGUCAGCCAAGUUCGACGAUUGUACCUUCAUCCACAAUGGCGACAACCACUUGGAUGCCUUCGACGAGUGAGAAUCCGACGACCGAACUGCACACGACAGAAGGAACGACCAUCGGAACGUCUGAGACCACGGGUCAGCCGAGUUCGACGAUUGUACCUUCAUCCACAAUGCCGACGACCACUUGGAUGCCUUCGACGAGUGACAAUCCGACGACCGAACUGUACACGACAGAAGGAACGACUAUCGGAACCUCUGAGACCACGGGUCAGCCAAGUUCGACGAUUGUACCUUCGUCCACAAUGCCGACGACCACUUGGAUGCCUUCGACGAGUGAGAAUCCGACGACCGAACUGUACACGACAGAAGGAACGACCAUCGGAACCUCUGAGACCACGGGUCAGCCGAGUUCGACGAUUGUAACUUCAUCCAUAAUGCCGACGACCACUUGGAUGCCUUCGACGAGUGAGAAUCCGACGACCGAACCGCACACGACAGAAGGAACGACCAUCGGAACCUCUGAGACCACGGGUCAGCCGAGUUCGACGAUUGUACCUUCAUCCACAAUGCCGACCACCACUUGGAUGCCUUCGACGACGGAGAAUCCGACAACCGAACUGUUCACGAUACAUUCAUCCACAAUGCCGACGAUCGCUCGGAUGCCUUCGAUGAGUGAAAGCCCGACUGUCGAUAAC